UCGCGAAAUCAUGCUCUUCUGUACAUGUCAAUUGCUGUAAUAAUGUCCAGGUUCAAAAAAGAAAGGCUGCAUAGCAACAGCGACUACUCACCGAGUUUUGGAGUUUCCAUCAUUUUCUGUGCCAACGGAUGCGAAUGCCAGAAUGAAAGCAGAGACACUUCAGAGAUUAACUGCUGCUAUUGAACAGUGCAAAAGCAGUAAGGAUUUUUCGAAGUUGGCUACAGAAGAAAGAUUCCUUCUCCAGUAUCCUUUGAGUGCUGGUCAGUGUCACCCUGGUCACGAUGUCACCACCAUGCUUGGCAAGGCAGCCUCACAACUAAGCCAAAGGGUACACCCUUCUGUUAUAGCUCGCAUUAAAGAGUGCGUGGUAGCUGGUUUACGAAGCCCGCGUGACAUAUCCAACGUCUUGAAAAUGGAGAGCACAGCAGGCUUGUCCCGUGCAUACCAUCCUCACGCCAAGGAUGUACGCUGGCACGUGUUUUCUUCUUUGCGCUCUCUUCAAAUGUCAGUUGUGGAUCAAUUAGAGCUUGGAAUGAAGGUGGAAAGUUGGAGAGAACAUGCGAGACACCCGGAUAUCACAUUUCGUCCAUAGGUUGAAGCAAAAGAAGGAUCCGACGGACUUCGAGAAGAAGAAGAACGGCAGCAGAUGCCGAAUGUCUUCCUAGGGAGUGGAGGUGGGGACUACGAUGAAGCCCUACCCACUCUGGACAACCAACUCAGCACACGCCUCCUAUUUAUCCACCAGGAACAAUGGCAAAAGCGGCUGCUCUCUAAGUACGGCCAGCUUGUGUUAAUUGAUGCAACAUACAGAACGACAAAGUACAAUGUAGCUUUGAUCUUUCUGGUCGUGCCAACGGCAACCAAGUAUAUGGUAGUUGCUGAGUUUGUCAUUCAGAGUGAGUGCGAAGGUGACAUUGCGGAGGCUCUGGAGAUUAUUCGUGGAAAGAAUCCGAAUUGGUCUCCUGAAUUCUUCAUGACUGACUAUUCGGAGGCUGAAAUGUUAGCCAUUCGUCGUGUGUCUCCCGGUGUUCGAGUGAUGCUCUGUGACUUGCAUAGAGAACAGUGCUGGCUCAGGUGGGUGAAAGACAGCAAACAUGGCUUGUCGCAAGAUGAAGCGAGCAGCCUCUUGGACAUGCUUCGAGACUUGGCCUAUGAGCCACCAGCACAGAAAGGCCCAGUUGACAGUGGGUAUCGCCAGCUUGAGCUCAAGCUGCAGGAGUCACAGGUGUGGCAGGACCACAAGGCUGUUCAAUCCUGGCUGCAAACAAAGUGGUUGGCAAUACCAGAGGUCCUUAAAUAUACUUUCCUGCCACGCAACAGAACAACACUGGCAACUCUGUUCACUACCAUCAUUGACGUAUUCCUGCCGAGUCAGCUGAGAGAGUUCUCAUUCCUCAAUGUGGUGAGGGCAUUUAGAUACCAGCUCACUUCUCUUGCUUAG
Molecule: messenger RNA, 1441 nt
Organism: Sycon ciliatum
Lineage: Eukaryota; Metazoa; Porifera; Calcarea; Leucosolenida; Sycettidae
Exons: 7
Coding region: 647-1441 (264 amino acids)
Source: RefSeq, a predicted model, not a curated record